AUGGAAGAACAGUCGUUGAAAAUUUUAGCUAAAAAACUAAUCAAAAGUCUUGUUAGAUUUGGUGGUGCACGUAAUGAAGAUAUUGUUACAUGGUUACACAAUGCUGAAGAAGUAUUUGAUCGAGCACAACUUCGACCAUCAAAUAAAUAUAUAGCUGUACAAUACUAUUUAACUCAUAUGGCUGAAAAAUUGUUUCGAUUGACUAAGCCAUCUAUUCCUGAUUGGUCCACAUUUAAACAUGAAAUUAUUAAAGCUUUUCAACCAACAUGUUAUCAAACAUUCUUAAAAAUGAAACAAUGUUUACAAUUACCUCAUGAAUCUGUUAUGGGAUAUUAUUCUGAUAAAAUUCAACUGUGUUUACAAGCUGAUUCAAAUAUAAGUAUAUCAAUAAUAAUUCAUCAUUUAAUUACAAGAUUAACACAAUCAUUAAUUCCUCAUGUUAUUCGUCGACAUCCUUCUACACUUACUGAUUUCCUUACUAUUGCACAAGAGGAAGAACAAAUACAAUUUACAUUAAAUGAUUUAUCAC
Messenger RNA from Rotaria sp. Silwood1, 529 nucleotides. NCBI's taxonomy places the organism in Eukaryota, Metazoa, Rotifera, Eurotatoria, Philodinida, Philodinidae. The record is from the annotation of a GenBank genome assembly.